Messenger RNA from Nakaseomyces glabratus, 1134 nucleotides. RefSeq names its product phosphoinositide 5-phosphatase INP54 (gene INP54). The record is from RefSeq and is a predicted model, not a curated record. Gene Ontology annotation, molecular function: phosphatidylinositol-4,5-bisphosphate 5-phosphatase activity. Gene Ontology annotation, biological process: phosphatidylinositol dephosphorylation. NCBI's taxonomy places the organism in Eukaryota, Fungi, Ascomycota, Saccharomycetes, Saccharomycetales, Saccharomycetaceae.
AUGAGUACUACUAAUAGUGACAGUAAUGGACUCUGGGAUGUGUCUGUUGUGACAUUGAACUGUGCCAGGGACUUCCCAUUCCGAGAUCAACAGGAGAAAUUAGCAAUCCUAAAAGAGCUGAUAACAUUCAACAGCAACAAUGCGCAGGAUAUAUAUGCAUUUGGGUUCCAAGAGCUUGUCAGAAUAUGGGAAGGUGCCGGUAAGAUACGGAUGGAGGCCGCUCUGAUUGACAUCCUGAAGGAUAUCCUGGACAUUCUCGAUGAGCUGUUCCCACAGAACAAUUAUAAGAAACUGGGCUAUAGCUAUGUAGGUGCAACUGCGGUACUAGUUGUAGGGAAGGAGACGAUCGAGUGCCAUGACUCUGCCUCUACCACAUCAAACUGUGGGAAGUUUGGUUCUACAUUGAAAGGUGGUACUGCUUACAGUUUCAGAUUGAAGAAGAAUGAGAGUACAGUAUUGCAGACAUUCACAUUUAUUAGCUGCCAUUUGAAUGCCAACGAGGGUGAAGAUAAUAUGACCUCAAGAAUCAAUGACUAUGACAGGAUUAUGACACAAUGCAACCGUGAUUUCAGUGAUCUAGAAUUCAGAAAAGGGCAUAUAUUUGUCUUUGGUGAUUUAAACUUCAGGGUUAAUGACCCAAAUUUCAAAGCUCAUAUAGCUAGUGAAUGGGAACCCACUCUUCGCAAGCAUGAGGAGUUAAACCAUUUAAGAGCUAAGCAUGUCAUAUUCCGUGGGUUUGACGAACAGCCAGUAACAUUCCCCCCUACUUAUAAAUACAAAGUUGGCGACAUGAUCAGCUACAAUAACAAGAGAAUACCAUCAUGGUGUGACAGAAUACUAUACAAGAAAUACCCAUCGGGAUUACCAAUGGGCAAGGCUCGUUAUGAAUCUCUAGAAAGAGUACGCCACAUGCAAUUCACAGAUCAUCAAGCCGUGGGUCUGGCCAUACAAGUGCCUGAUCUUACAAAGGAUAAUAAGCAUGAGCUCGAACUGAUACGCCUCCUCGAGCCACUGAAUGAGACGCUAGGGUAUUUUGCGGACACUUUAUUGGCAUACGAGUGGCUACGCCGUAGUACUCCGGUAUACAUUUUAGCUGCACUCAUUUUAUUUUAUUUCUUCUAUAAUUUACUUUAA